UAUAGGGGUCUAAAUCUGCAGUCGCAAUUCAUUUUAAUUGCGGAUUUUUCAAUUCUCAGUACAAAAUUAUUCUGUGAAAAUUGCUUCUCAGCUGAUACGUGUGAGUGUCUCAUCUUUGAAAUUAUCAUUUAACCCCUCUGUGGUUCAUACGAAAACUGGGGCCAAUGACCACUAGGCCCGUGAAUCCGUGCGAAAUUGGCAGACUCAUGAAAAAAAUAAAGAAAAAAUUGAUAUAUUUUGGACCUUGAGACGAAUUUGUGAGGCUAUUCUACGCAUCUGGGAAAAGAGUUUUCAAGUUUGCGCGCCGUGAACACAGCUGGGGGAGUUUGCAAAAGUGGUUUGCAAUGAUCUUUGGGGGAAUUGGGAACUCGCGCUGUGCUAGGAGCGCUCGCUCACCCACCUUGUCCCACGGCAGCCCCAGUGUGUGCGCGAAAGAGGCCCCCCGACCAAAUCUGUGUAACCUGACGCAAUCGGAAUUGAUAAUUUGAUUCGUGGAUGGAAAAUUAAUUCGGCGUGGAAUUAAAUAACAAUAGGCAAAGAAGAGUGACGUGCACACACCACUCUGUUCUCUCCCCCCGGACACUUUCGCGCGAGUUGCCUUGAGGAUUUUUUGGGUUGUCUGUGAGGUGCUGUGGGUACGUUUCAACAGGCGCUAAGCUAGUAUUGUAGGAAUCAGAGCACAGUGAGAAUGCGAAGCGUACGGAGCAGCCUCAAUUUGGGGCGGAUUGCUGUCAAUAGUCAGAACAUCAAGGGGAGAACAAGUUUACUGUGCUUGGCAGCAGCUGUAAAUACCAAUAGUCACCUUUUGGUAGAACAAAACAGAAAAUUUCACCUGUGUGCCCCCACAUGUAAGUCCGCAAAAGACGGUGGCAGCGGUCCAACGCCACCAACUGGCAAUGGUGGUAGUAGUGCUGCAGGAAGUGGUGGUGGCAAGGAGCCUCCGUCGAAGAAGAAUGUGCUCUCAUGCCCAAAGUGUGGAGAUCCCUGUUCCCACGUUGAGACAUUUGUCACAUCCACGCGAUUUGUUAAGUGCGAAAAGUGCCACCAUUUCUUUGUGGUCCUCAGUGAGGUGGAUUCCAAGAAGACGGUGAAGGAGGAGGUAAAGAAUCAUCGUCGGCCACCGCCACCCCCUAAGAAGAUCAUGGAGUACCUCGAUCGUCAUGUUGUUGGGCAGGAUUUAGCAAAGAAGGUUCUCUCUGUGGCUGUGUACAAUCACUACAAGCGCAUCUACCACAAUAUCCCAGCUUCAGUGUCCAACAGCAAUACAACGUCUCAGAAUGAGAAUUUGGCACGCAAUGACCUUUUGCACAUCUCUGGCAUUGGACACACCAUGAUGAGUAGUUCACCGUCGGAAAUGCCACGCUCUCCGCCAACACAGCAGAGUCCAAUGGGGGCAAAUACAACAGGAUCCGUACUGCUGGAUAAGCAAACGUACGAACUGAAGCUGGAGAAGAGCAAUAUCCUCAUGCUGGGACCCACGGGCUCGGGGAAGACGCUACUCGCGCAGACUAUUGCAAAAUGCCUCGAUGUUCCCUUUGCCAUCUGCGAUUGCACCACACUAACACAGGCUGGCUAUGUGGGCGAGGACAUUGAGAGUGUCAUUGCAAAAUUGCUCCAGGAUGCCAAUUAUAGCGUUGAACGUGCCCAAACGGGAAUUGUCUUCCUCGAUGAGGUGGACAAAAUCGGUGCUGUGCCGGGAAUUCAUCAGCUUCGCGAUGUGGGUGGCGAAGGUGUACAACAGGGUAUGCUGAAGAUGCUCGAGGGGACCAUUGUGAAUGUCCCUGAAAGGAAUUCACCGCGAAAACUUCGUGGGGAAACAGUACAGGUGGAUACAACGAAUAUCCUUUUUGUGGCUUCUGGUGCCUAUACGGGACUCGAUCGUCUCAUCGCACGGCGCCUCAAUGAAAAAUAUCUGGGCUUUGGGAUGCCAGCUGCGUCAUCGGAGGGACGUCGAGCGGCACAAGCUGUGGCAUCACCUAUGGACAAUGAUCAAGCAGAACGUGAUGCAUGCUUAAGGAAGGUCCAGGCAAAGGAUUUAGUGGAAUUCGGGAUGAUUCCUGAAUUUGUCGGACGCUUCCCAGUGCUGGUCCCAUUCCACAGUCUCGAUGUGAAUAUGUUGGUGAGAAUACUGACGGAGCCCCGCAAUGCCCUUGUGCCGCAGUACAGAGCACUUUUGGGAAUGGAUCAGGUGGAAUUGUCCUUCACCAAUGACGCCCUCCAGGCCAUUGCACAGCAAGCGAUGGAGCGACAAACGGGGGCACGCGGACUGCGGGCAAUAAUGGAGAAUCUGCUGCUUGACCCGAUGUUUGAGGUGCCUGCAUCAGAUGUCAAGGAAGUCCUAAUUGAUGAGAAUUGCGUGAGGGAACAGACGACGCCACACUACAUCCGCAAUAAGGAUCCAGUGCGUACGAAUGCAUCAAAGGAUACAUCCCUGAGCCCAACGACAAACCCAGAAGAGGAGGAGAGUACAAAGGUGCGUGUCCAGCAAUAGCAAACAGCCACAGAGCGCUCAACAUGAGAGGCCAUAAAGAGAUGUAAGAGAAUUAUUAAUAAUAUUGAGAGAAUUACCUACCAUAUUAUACAUAAUAUCCACACAAAACCCUUUGGCGCCGUGAAUGAACUAUAUACUAUAUUAUUUCCUUCUCCUCCAAUUUCUCAAGCAUAAAACAAAAACAUUUAGGGGUGUCUAUGAAAGCAUAAAAAAUGAUGAAAAAAAACUGUAAAAUGGCAAAAAAAUAUGUAGAUAAAAUGGGAUGAGAAUUGAGAAUAUUUAAAAUGAUGAUGAAAAAUAAUUUUAUUAUAAAGAUCGUACCACGAGUUAAUUCAAAACAAUUAAUAUCGCUUCCGGUGCGAUUUAGGACAAAAAGAAAACAAAUAAAAUGUGUUGAUUUUCACAGGAUUUAUUUUUAUUAAAUUUCAAAUGAAAAAAAAUAGAAGAAAAAUGAAUACAAAA
Lutzomyia longipalpis is the source of this 2953-nucleotide messenger RNA. It is a transcript of the gene ClpX, whose product is annotated as ATP-dependent Clp protease ATP-binding subunit clpX-like, mitochondrial. The transcript has 5 exons. Gene Ontology annotation, molecular function: protein dimerization activity; zinc ion binding; ATP binding. The record is from RefSeq and is a predicted model, not a curated record. Lineage: Eukaryota; Metazoa; Arthropoda; Insecta; Diptera; Psychodidae. Gene Ontology annotation, biological process: proteolysis; protein catabolic process; protein folding. Bases 689 to 2491 code for a protein of 600 amino acids. Gene Ontology annotation, cellular component: mitochondrial matrix.